UAUGAGUGAUCUAAUAAAGUUAAAAUCUACAGUUUUUCUUCUGAUUUGGAAACAUUUCAUUCAAUGUAUUUCUGACAUUACUGAAGAAAAUUACAAAAAAAAGGUUUUAUUUCACUAAACAAAUUUGUUGAAGCCUGCAAAACGAUUCGCUUUUUGCUUUAAAAAAACCUGAAAUUCAAUUUGGUUUAGAUCUUCUUUGAAAAAUCCAUAUUUUACAGAAGAGGAAAAUUAAAAAAUUAAAAAAUUCCAUAACUUUUUGUUGCAGAAGACAAAAUAGCUUUUUGUCUAGAGGAAAAUUGAUAGUGUGUGUAUGGUCUUGGUCAUCCGACACAAGCGUGUACGCGAGCCAGUCAGUCAGUGAGCGAGUGUGAGCUGGAGAGCGAACCAAGUGGGACAUUACGUAGUUUCCCCGACUAGGGCGGUCAAGUAGAUCAACGGCGUCGCUACGGAAGACUUGACCAGUCUGCACAUUUGGUGACCGUGACAGGUAAUUUUUCGUGAAAUUAAUUAUACGAGAAAUUAUCACAAAAAAUCGAAUCAAGAAAAGUAAACAAAAGCGUUCACGUUGAAAAAAUUUUGAUCACAAAUGCUUAAAAAUCAGACACUUUCCUAAUUAUACAUAGCGAAAAAAUACUGCGAAAAAAAUGGGUAGUUCGUAGUUGAAGCAAAUAAGUCGGAUGAUUUUCAGAAGCUAUUUUGUGCAAAGUGGAAAAUAAGAAAACAUAGUGCCAUCUGUGAUAGAGAACUAGUGUUUUUGCAAAUGAGCAGAAAGUGUUUUAUGAAAUAGUGCCGAAAUAAAAAUUAUGAUGAAAUAUUAAGCGAGUCUUAAGGACAGCAUAGUUAUGUUCACAGUUUCAAGCGGGUUGGGAGGACAGCUUGAAAUUGGAAGGCGAGUCGAGAGGACAGCCUGAACUUAUUGAUAAAAAAAAAUCAAGCGAGUUGAGAGGACAGCUUGAAAUUUGAAGGCGAGUUGAGAGGACAGCCUAAACGCAUUGCAUAGAUGAAGAACAAGUGUGUUGAGAGGACAGCUUGAAAUACAUUUAAAAAUAACACCAUUAAGCGAGUUGAGAGAACAGCUUGGAGUUUCAAUUAAAGUGAAUUGAAAGCACAGCUUGAAAACUUAUAGGCGAGUUGAGAAGGCAGCCGGAACGUGUUGAAAUAACAGCUUGAGAUAAAAAAAGUUUAUGAAGCGUGUCGAGAGAACCGUUUGAACAUAUUGUUCAAAUUUCAAGUAAAUUUAAAUUGCUACUUGAAAUCUUAAAGCGUAUUGUGAGGAUAGUUUCGGAAUCUACACAAACUCAUAAUGAAUCAGAUGAAAAUUAAGCUUUAGAUAGGAAUAAACAAUUAUGGAAGUCGAGGAACAGCUGGAACAACAUUACUUAAAUUUGUCCAGUUUGUUGGGAACACAACUAAUUGAUACAAAUGAUACGAAUUCCAAGCGAGUCCAAGAAGACAACUUUAAACUACAACUUGGUGUUGAGAGAUCAGCUUUGGUAUCUCAUAGAAAUUAUAACCAAACCAGGUGAGGAGACAGCUUGAGUAAAUGUAAAUAAUGAUGCAAGUCGAGAAUUACUCGGAUACAAUGUUUUGAAUUCCAGUUGAAUUGAAAGGACAACUCAACUCAAUCGAAUCAGCUAUGAAAAGACGAGGGUGCCACACAGCAAUUGUUGACUGGACUAGUGCCAUGCUAAUAAAUAGAACCAUUUAUGCAAGCUUGGGAGGACUUACAAUCAGUGCCACUCCAACGAAGGGAUGUCCCCAAGGUGGGGUUCUAUCUCCGUUGUUGUGGUCACUGAUCGUGGAUGACCUCCUAAACAAACUUGUAUCUAUGGGAUUCGAAGUUAUUGGCUUUGCAGAUGACGUAGUUAUAAUAGUUCGGGGAAAAUAUGAGAACGUGUUGUCAAAAAGAAUGCAAUCUGCGCUAAACUUCGCACUAUUCUGGUGCAGGGAAGAGGGAUUGAAUAUAAACCCUUCCAAAACUACUGUGAUAGCAUUCACUACGAGACGAAAAACUGCACUAAAACCUCUAACAUUAGAUGGGGAAGUGCUAAACUUCGAAUCACAAGUGAAAUAUCUACACCCAAAAUAAUCCGCACGUCGGGGCUACGUGAAAAACUACAUAAUUUUUAUCCAAUUGAUUUUCACGUAGAUGCUACGAAACCGACAUGUGAACGCGUCCCUAUAAGAAUUUGUGCUUCAUGGGACGCACCUACAUUUUACGUGAAUUUUUUGUCAGUUCAACGCGGUUUGUUUAUGAAUGCCACGAAGAAUGUUUUUAAUAUCUGAAUGAAAAUAAGGGUGUUUUUUUCUUCCUGUUUUUGUUUUUUUUUCAUAAUGAUGUAAAAAACAAGUUUUGUUGUGAAUAAACUUUAUUUUCAUUAUCUUUGCACAUUUUAACACUACACUUUUAACAAACACUUAUUUUUGGACAUCUUUCAACGAGCUUUCUUUUUUAAAUCCUGUAAAAAUUGAAAUGUAUACAUUGAUGAAACAAAAGUAUUAUGUGAAUAAAAAAUAUUUUACCUUGUCUGUUGUUCCGUGGAUGGUGUUCUGUGAAAGAUGUUCCGUUGAACACCUUACUCGGACAGUCCCACCAAAGAACGAGAGGUCAUCAGUUCCAACGGAAUAGAACUUGUAUCCAAAGCCAUAUUGCUAUGAGAAAAAUGAAAAACAAAAAUUAGCUGAUUACAAUUAAGAAUUAUUAUCACUUACCAAAACGACAAAUCCAAAAUAGAUGAAUAUCCGAUCAUGAUGACAACAGACACAACGGCUUAAAAAAAUUCACACCAUGGAACAAAGUAAGCUGACGAACCACAAUUCCAUAUUCUAAUUUGAAUUUAACACCACACGCUGGAGAAAAAUGCACAAAACGGAUUUGAAAUCAUCCACUUAAACUUUACGUGGAAUUCAUGAGUCAGUUAUGUGGAAGUAAAGUAGUUGCUACCGGGACGUUCUUGCUACAAUGAGGUUACUACGAAAUUCACGUAAAAUCGAUAUGAUGCAUCAAAAUCUUAGUUUACGUGAAAAAUACAGUAGAAAUAAUUUCUAAAUUAUUUUGGGUGUAGGAAUCAUACUAGACUCAAAACUAUCAUGGAACCCACAAUUAAAGCAUGUUAUAGCCAAGGCUACAGCAUCUCUGUGGUCUGCCUCAAAGGAGUAGGGAAAAAAUGGGGACUACGGCCGAAAAUUAUCCAUUGGAUAUUUACAGCUAUAAUAAGACCCAAAAUCUCUUAUGCUUCUUUAGUAUGGUGGACCAAAACUGUGCAAGCUACGGCCCGGAAGAAACUAGCGAAGCUUCAAAGAAUAGCAACCCUAGCUAUAACUGGCGCCAUGCGAAGCACAUCAAACGAGGCCCUUAAUGCACUACUAAAUAUUCUGCCACUACAUCAAUUUAUUGAACUAGAGGCAGAACGCAGUGCCCUGAGACUCUCCAAACAUAAAACUCUCUAUGAGGGGGAUCUUACAGGACACCUAAAAAUUCUGAAGAUAUUUAAAAUAAACUCACUUAUUGUAAAGAAUGAUGACUGGAUGGAGCCCGUUUUCAACCUAGACAUACCAUACAAUGUAACUAUCAACGAUAGGGACGUGUGGGAGUCAGGUGGGCCUGCGGUUCCUUCCGGAUCGAUAAAAUUCUUUACUGAUGGUUCAAAAAUGGAUAAAAGAACUGGGGCAGGGGUGUUCGGACCUAGACUCAGGAUCUCAAUUCCUAUGGGAAACUGGCCAACAGUAUUCCAAGCAGAAGUUCAAGCAAUUCUAGAAUGCACUUUAGCCUGUUUGAAAAGAGGGUACAGGUACACAAGUAUCUAUAUAUUCUCUGACAGUCAGGCCGCUCUCCGAGCACUAAGUACAUUUACAUGUUACUCCAAGCUAGUAUGGGAGUGUAUUGUUGCACUAAGAAACCUGGCCAUACGAAACAGAGUAUUUUUAUUCUGGGUUCCAGGCCACUGCGGUAUCCUAGGGAACGAAGAAGCAGACCAGCUAGCUAGGGAAGGGUCUCAGGGCCUGUUUAUUGGACCUGAACCUUUCUGCGGAGUAUCGAGGAGUGCCUUGAAUAUGGAACUCAAGAACUGGGAAAGCACCACUAUUGUCUCCAACUGGAGAACAGCAGAGGGAGCAGCUCAGGCGAAAAGAUUCAUUGAACCAAGCGCACGACUCUCCAAAAACAUGUUGAAACUAAGUAAGCACGAGUUAAGUACUUACACAGGUCUCUUGACCGGACAUUGUCCAUCAAAACAACAUCUUAAACGGAUAACAUUAUUCAAUACGAUGACUGUCGGUUCUGCGGGUUCGAAAAAGAAACUGCAGAGCAUCUUCUAUGCAACUGCUGCGCCCUCCUAAAUAGGAGAGAGCGUGUACUUGGGGCAAAGUUAAUAAGCGCACAAGACAUAUGGUUGCAUAUCAGCCCUAAGAAGGUUAUAUCAUACAUCUUUGAUAUCAUACCCGAUUGGGAUAAAAUGCUUAAUCAGCAAUCAACUGUCACUUCAACCCAUAGUGCAGGUGAGCCUGAUAGCAUACAGUAACGCGGGGUAAUUACCACAAUAGAUCAAUUACUGGUCGCAGUGGGCUCUCCCCUACAAGGAAAAAAAAAAAAAAAGACAACUUGAAAAUAAAAAAGAGAGGAUUGCAGGAGUACUGUGACGAAUUUAAGUCAUGCAAAUUGUUUAAAUAGCUUGGAAGCUUCAUAGAACAACUUGAAAUUGAAAAGCAAGUUGAGAAUGUUAUUUAAGAUGAUCAAUACGAUAUUUCUUGAUAGCGAGUCAAUAAAGGUAAGUUAUUGUUCAUGCGAAGAGAGUGAGAAUUCGGAACAUAAAAAUGAAUUAUACAUUUCAUAAAAUGGUUGAAUCUAAAAUAAUAUAAGCAAAAUUUGUCAAAAUAGCAAUUAAAGCUCGCAGAUAUUCGUUGAUAAUUUUUCCCUCUUGUAUUUUCUUGAACAUUCGGUUAAAAAAAUCCAAUUAUAAAAAAAAUUGUGGAUUUCCAAUUCAUUUCAUUUUAACCCAGCGUAAAUGUGUAAUCAUUACAUUUUAUUACAGUUUUAUAGAUAAAGUCUACCAAGUUUUAACUUCAUAAAUCGUCAACAAAAACAAUAAAAAAAUGUAAACAAUUGUUUGGAGGCAAGGCUUAAGAACUUUGUGGCCCAAUUAGCCUCUAAAUUGUGUGUGUGUUUUUUUUUAUUUUACUUGCUCAUCUUUCUUGUGCUUGAAAGUACUGCAUGAGCCUGUUGUUGUAUAUCAAACAACUUUUUUUUGUAAUCAUUCUUUUACAUUUUGAUAGGACAGGAGGGGGAUGUGUGUAUGGUCUUGAUCAUCCGACACAAGCGUGUACGCGAGCCAGUCAGUCAGUGAGCGAGUGUGAGCGGGAGAGCGAACCAAGUGGGACAUUGCGUAGUUUCCCCGGCUAGGGCAGUCAAGUGGGCCGACGGCGUCGCUACGGAAGACUUGGCCAGUCUGCACAGAUAGUUGAUUUGAAAUCUUUGUUUAGAAAAGUUUUGAAAUGUUUAAAAGUUUUUUCCAUAACAUAUGUAGAACUCCGUUAAAAGAGUUUAAAUAACUUUCAAAAAGUAUUUUAUAAACUAAAGCUGAUAAAAAAUGCAAAUUUGAAUUCAGGGCACCCAAAUAAAUCAAAAUGAUCUCCUAAAUUCUUGCACCUCGAAAAAUGUUAAUAUUUAAUGUGGAGUAGAGCGUGCAUACCAAAUAAGUCAUAGAUUAUUUUUUUGCUAAAUAUGUUGACUAUCAUAAGAAGGGAACACCUGUCACAUUUCUUCCAACUUGUUGAUAUGUAAAAUCAGUAUUCGGUGAAUAGAUUUUGAGGUUAACGGCUGUUUUUAAAUUCUGAACUUGUUCAGUUAUACUUCUAAAUAAAACCCCAUUCUUUUGACGAGGUAUUCAUGUAUCAACAUUCGAAUUUAAAUGCAAUAGGUUUAUUGAUUGCAAAUCAAAAUUUACAUUAAAAAAUUGGUUUCAAUUCGUGAAUGUAUUAUAAAUAUGAAAUUAAUUGACCCUAGAACGGUUUUGGAGGAGAUUUUGGAGAAUUUUUUUUCAUGUUUAUUAACACUCAUUUAUCACCCUUACCGAUCAAGCAAUUUCUCAUUACUACUGUAAAUUAAUUUCUUGAACUGAAAAUUUCACUUGAAAAAAAUCUCCAUGGGGGAGGGGGAGCGAUAAACCCCUAACCUCUCCCCCCCUCCCCCUUUCGCACGGCCUGGUGUGGCAAACGUUUCAAAGUGAUAAAAAAAGAUCUUCAAGUCACAUUUUGUUAGAUUUUUCAAACAAAGUGCAAUAAGUUAAAAAAAAUUAAUAAAAAAAAAUUGAGAUAACAGGUUGGUUGUUUUGUUUAUUUUGGCAUAAUUUUCUUGAACAUUUGAUCUUUGUAAGACAUUCCAGUUUCGAGAUAUAGCUGAAGAAUCAAGUAUCCCCAGGGAUCAAGUAUCCUCAUUCUCCCCUACUGGAAGUCAAGUUCUUUAGACCCUGUGCUUAUGCAAUAUUUAAAAAAAACCUACGAAAGUUGUUUGAAUUUUUCAGAUCUAGAUGGUUAAAAAUAAUAAUAUUUAAUCAGCCCAUUCAAUGUGCUGAUGUGCAUUCAAUCAAGUCCAAAAUGGAUGGUCAUUAGACUGAGUCGAUUUGGGGUCAUUUUCGAAUUUUUCAAACCCUGGGGUCUUAAAAGCUUCGUCGUGGUCCAAAACUCAUCCAUGAUUUUUUGCAGAAUUUUUAAGUAACGUUUACAUGAGUAAAUUUGAACUUUUAGGUUUGUAUGGGAAAAUUGAAUAUUUUGUACUGAAAAAUCAGCAUCGUUUUUGUUUUGUCGGUGGAACCGAGCCAGCUGAUGGUUUUUGUGCCAAUUUAUAAAAUUCCUAAGGGAAAUUUUCCGCUGAACAACUUUGUCGAAGACUUAAACUUUGUAUCUCAUAAGGCAAAAAAGUUAUUAGCAGUUUAAUAGGGGUAUGUCUUUUCGCAUUGAUAAACAUGAAAUACAAUUGACAUCACUGCAGGGUGCCUAUCGAGGUAUUGCAUGACUAUUUUUCACGCUAUACUUCGCGAGGCUCCAGCAGUGAUGUCAAUUGAAUUUAUGGUUUAUCAAUGCGAAAAGACAUACCCCUAUUAAACUACUAAUAACUUUUUUGCCUUAUGAGAUACAAAGUUUAAGUCUUCGACAAAGUUGUUCAGCGGAAAAUUUCCCUUAGGAAUUUUAUAAAUUGGCACAAAAACCAUCAACUGGCUCGGUUCCACCGACAAAACAAAAACGAUGUUGAUUUUUCAGUACAAAAUAUUCAAUUUUCCCAUACAAACCUAAAAGUUCAAAUUUACUCAUGUAAACGUUACUUAAAAAUUCUGCAAAAAAUCAUGGAUGAGUUUUGGACCAAGACGAAGCUUUUAAGACCCCAGGGUUUGAAAAAUUCGAAAAUGACCCCAAAUCGACUCAGUCUAAUGGUCAUAUUGAUACUUUCAAGUUCCCAAAUCAAGCUGGAGAGAACGCUUUUCAGCCCUGCGAAUACUUGAGAAAACGUUGAACCAUCCAUUGUUUUCAUUUUCCUCAAUUUCAUGAUUUUUACCCUAUUUUUUAAAAUUAAGUACAGUGCACUAAAAGAUCUCUUCUGUAACCUUCAUGUUCGUUAUUAAGUACAUAAGUAUAAUUUACUCAAGGGAAUUGGUUUGUUGUUUUCCUUUGGUCAGUUUAUAUGUAACUUUCAAAGCCUUUACAUGAGCAAAUACCGUAACUCAUGGUUGCUUGGGAUUUGUAAUUGAAGCUUGUUAAAAGUUGUAAUUUUGACUUCAAUGUUCCCUCAGUAACCCACUGUUAGUAGAAAGCUAACACACUGAACCAAAUCUGGCAAUAAAAUUUAUAGGGUCAAUCUAAUAAAUCUUAAAGUUCAGUGUGUAAUAGAAGCUACUGAUAAAUCCAGUACAAAAUAUUGGAAAUUCCAUUGAAUCUUAGCAGCUUGUUACAAUCACUACCAAUUACAAGAAUUUUUCGAUACAUUUUAGCAGUUUGAAGUUAAUAUAUUUUUUACAGAAUAGCUAUUCCUCCAUUCAGUGUGCUUAAAAUUCGUUAUUUUUCAGUUUGAGUACAAUGAGUUGGUAAGUUUAUAUGUUUUAAACCUCAUAGAAAUGGUUAUAAUUGUUUGAAAUUGAUUUUUUUAGGAAUAGAUACGGUUGCUACGAGCUUCAUCAAUAAUCCCUCCAUGCAGAGGAAGCGAAAAAGGCAUUCGAUCUUAGACCAGUUGUUAAACAAAUUGUUCCUCCGCUGGGAGGAAAGGGAAAUCACCUUAAUUAGGGAAUUGGAUUGUUCUUCCCGGAUGAGAUGGAUGGAACUGCAAUUUAUUAAGGACAUUCAAUAUCGUAUGUUUUGGUCGGAUGUGCUUUCGAUUCUCUUACGUUACUGGAUUGAGUCUCCUAGGGCCCGCCGGAGAAUGCUUUCUAUACCCGGAAAAAGUGCAUGCCAUCAUCCAACUAACAGAACAUGACCGAUUCUAAACAGGAUUGAGGCGGAAACCAGGUCUGUUCUGAUUUUAAAUUGAAAGGUAAAUUAGAAUUUGAUGGUUAAUGUUAAGAUAAACAGGUCUAUAAACUGCUUUUGUUUUUUCAGAUUGAAAAAAAUUUCCGUUAGGAUCAUCGACGAACUAACAGCUGACUCCAGAAUUAUGCACUCGGGAAUGUGGCAGUGAAAAAGCUGGAGCAGGCGGAAUCAAACAAACAAGACAAACUACGUCUCAAGUGUCUAUUUUUUACCCGUUUACCAAGGAUGCCACUUACUGAAACAAAAUUUGAUUGCAUUUAUAAAUACAUCAAAUUUUAAUUCAAUUUUGAAGCUUAAGUUGCUUUACUGAUCAUAUCACACACGCCAGCAAUUGUAUAUCAAUACAACUUAAAAAAUAAAAUCACAAUAAUGCCGAAAAAUAAACAAAAUACGAGCAUAUUUUAUUACACUAAUAAAACCAUUCAUUUCACUACC
Molecule: messenger RNA, 8946 nt
Organism: Uranotaenia lowii
Lineage: Eukaryota; Metazoa; Arthropoda; Insecta; Diptera; Culicidae
Exons: 2
Coding region: 3091-4338 (415 amino acids)
Biological process (GO): DNA replication, removal of RNA primer
Molecular function (GO): RNA-DNA hybrid ribonuclease activity; nucleic acid binding
Source: RefSeq, a predicted model, not a curated record